This is a messenger RNA of Leptonychotes weddellii (Weddell seal), 3647 nucleotides long. NCBI's taxonomy places the organism in Eukaryota, Metazoa, Chordata, Mammalia, Carnivora, Phocidae. The record is from RefSeq and is a predicted model, not a curated record.
CUCUCCCAUUUCACUCUCUCCCUUAGGUCCCGCCUGCAAACACCAGACAGCCCAGUGGGCCCAUAGGAAACGACCAUCAGAGUCUGAAGCAAGUCCGAGAGCUCGCACACAGGCGUCCCGUUUGGAAGUGUCCAAGGAGACCGCCAGAAGCGCGCCAGCCGGAGUCUGAGAGUUCCCUUCUGGCCGAGAGGGGGAGCCCGGCGUUUCCAGCCGGGAGCGACCCGGAGUCCCAAGCCUCGAGCCCCAGCCGCCGCCAGUUUUAGCUUCAGCCGGUUAGGAAGAGGAGGGAGGGGGCAGAGAGCGCGAAGAGGGAGGGGACCCGGGCCGAAGGGUCCCGAGUCCAGCACCGUGUUGACGUCGAAAAACUUUCCCUCUCGGCCUCGGAAACGGCGCCCCAGCCGCGUAGGAGCGGAGCCCGCGCGGCUCCGAGGACGCGGCAGCUCUCCACGCCCCUGCCCGAAGCCUGACCCGACUGCAUCUGUCCGUAAGUUAUAUGUGAUUCCUUCUGGUAUAGGAGAGAAAGUGAUUGAGGAACUCAAAUGGCAACUGUAUGAUUGAAACUAUUCAAAGUCAAGCGUCUGCAUAUUCUUUCAACUGUAUUCGAGCACUCCCAGAUUCAAUCUAUGAAACAAUAUAUACCUAAAGAAGACUGGCCUCAGUCCUUGUCCUCUUCUGCCUGUAUCCUGUUUUCAUUAUAGGACAUAAAGUGUGAUUGAACUGAACGUCUGUUUGGCUGAUCAUCAUGAACCGUGCUUUUAGCAGGAAGAAAGACAAAACAUGGAUGCAUACACCUGAAGCUUUAUCAAAACAUUACAUUCCCUAUAAUGCAAAGUUUCUUGGCAGUACGGAAGUGGAGCAGCCUAAAGGAACAGAAGUUGUGAGAGAUGCUGUCAGGAAACUCAAGUUCGCAAGACAUAUCAAGAAAUCCGAAGGCCAGAAAAUUCCUAAAGUUGAGCUGCAAAUAUCAAUAUAUGGAGUAAAAAUUCUAGAACCGAAAACAAAGGAAGUCCAACACAAUUGCCAGCUUCAUAGAAUAUCAUUUUGUGCAGAUGACAAAACUGACAAGAGGAUAUUCACUUUCAUAUGCAAAGAUUCUGAGUCAAAUAAACAUUUGUGCUAUGUAUUUGACAGCGAAAAGUGUGCUGAAGAAAUAACUUUAACAAUUGGCCAAGCAUUUGACCUGGCAUACAGGAAAUUUCUAGAAUCUGGAGGAAAAGAUGUUGAAACAAGGAAACAGAUUGCAGGAUUACAGAAAAGAAACUUAGUGUUCUCAUGUGACUUUGCUUCACUUCCUGAUGCUUCUCAUGGGGAUCAGAGCAGCAGAAGCAGCAGAUGCUGGAUUCAAGACUUAGAAACCGAAAAUAUGGAACUUAAAAACAAAGUACAAGAUUUGGAAAGCCAGUUAAGAAUAACCCAAGUAUCAACAUCUCCAGCGGGCAGUGUGACACCUAAGUCACCCUCCACUGACAUCUUUGAUAUGAUACCAUUUUCUCCAAUAUCACACCCAGCUUCGAUGCCUGCUCGCAACGGCACACAGCCACCUCCAAUACCUAGUAGAUCUACUGAGAUUAAACGGGACCUGUUUGGAGCAGAACCUUUUGACCCAUUUAACUGUGGAGCAGGGGAUUUUCCUCCAGAUAUUCAAUCAAAAUUAGAUGAAAUGCAGGAGGGGUUCAAAAUGGGACUAACUCUUGAAGGCACAGUAUUUUGUCUCGACCCAUUAGACAGCAGGUGCUGAUGUCAAGAACAAAAGAUCCAGAUUUGUGUUAAAUUUGUUGUAUAUGCAUAUACAUCAUUCCUUAUUACUUUAUGACAGGUAGUAUAUGUGUGCCAAUAUAUUUUUGAAGAUCUUAAUUUUUUGCAAAUUAUUUUAGUAAAGUGUCCUUCGCUAUUGAUCUAUAAUGUUUAUUUUAAAAACAACUCACUGUAUAGUAAAUCAUACUUUUAUGUUCCUUUCUGUUUCUCUUGUAGAUGACUUUAUAAUCAAAAAACAAAUUAUCCAAAUAUCUGUCUUGUGUCUGAGUUCUGAAUAAUUAGCAUCUUGAAAUUCGUGCUCAUUUUCCAGGCUGCUAGUUUAUUAUUGAUUCCCGAAAGCCAUACCUUGAUGAUACCUUUCAAAGUCUUGAGGCGAUAUACCAAUGCCAAACUAAAUAUGUUCUGUAUUCAAACCAAUAAGCAUGUUAGCAUCCAUUAGACAGAUGUUAUUUUAUGUGUUAAAUGUUGUUCAUAUCAUUGGCAAAAUGUAGACUUUGACUAUAAUGCCACUAGGUCAUUUUUAGCAGGUAAAAUAGCAAAAAUAUAAUUUCCAAUAAUAAUUAAACCAAAUAAUUAGAGUAUUUAUUAGUAAAAGCAAAGUAAUAAUGUUAGCUAUUAUUAUCAUUUAUACUCUAAAUCUUUUAUUUAUUUCAUAAAUAAGGAUAAUGGAAAAAAACAAAAAUCUGCUCAUUCCAAAACACUUAAAAUUUAAUUUCUAAUGAGAUAAGUUAUAUUGCUAAACAUCUAAACAUCAUCUGAUCUAAUAUUUUCUAAAAAAAAAAUUUGGAAUAUAUGCUGUCUAUAGUUGCAAUAUCUAUUACACACAUUUACUUUACCAAAUAUAUUUUUUCUCACUGAAUGAUAUUAUUCUCAUAUUUUCUCCUUUGGUAAAUAUUUUCCCACCAAAUUUUAUUUUGUGAUGCCCCCUUAGUUUUGAUACUUUAAAAUCUGUAACAGUUAUCCUUUAUGAAUCAUCGGUAUUGUUUAGCAAUUUUAAUUUGUAUUUGUUUUUGUUGAAGUCAGAAUCUCAUUCUUUACAAAAAUCAAGUGGCUUCUCAGUUUGGGCUAACAUGAACUAUAAAAUUUUCUUGUACUUAAUUCAUAAUGUGCUAUGAACUCCGACCUUUAAAAAUGUUUAUUUUUCUACCUUUGCCCAUAUGUAACAGACUUUAAUUUGUACUCAGUGCAAGAGAAUUUAUGGUUAAAAUUUAUAAUUUGGUUCAUUGCAUCAUAAGAAAAAUAGAUUAAAUUAAUGAAAAUGUGAGUUUAGAUUAGGGGUAGAUCUCAAAAUAGAUUUUUCUUUUUCUCAUGGGAAUUUUUGUCAAGUGCUAAAGGUACAUAUUCACUGGGAAAAGAAAUCAAAUAUGCUUAUGCAAUAUUAUCUUUGUAUGUAUCUUCAUAAUGUUCUAUGGUAUAUAUAAGCCUUCUUAGGUGUUUUCUGUUAUCUGCUAAGUUGUACGUUAAUUAGAGGUUAGUAUGUUUCAUAAAGAAGAAUCUUUAUAAUUUUGUUUGUCAUAUAGUAUUUUGGAAUUUGUAUAAUGAGGAUGUUUAGAAGCCAUAUGAAUGGCUUUUUUUUAACAGAUAGAAUUUGUAUUUUUAUUGUACUUUAAAAGCUUUAUGUAAUAGGUAUAUAUUUAGUGGCCAUUUAUUACCAAUGGUAACACAGUAGAGUACUAAGAUGGUAUUUGCACACUUAAGAUAUGUUACUUUACCAAUUUUUAAUGGUAAUCAGUUCUGCUACUGGCAUGACUAAAUAGUACAUAAUUGGUCAUUAAUUAUGAACAUUUAUUUCACCAGUGCAUUUUUAUGAAGAUCCAGUUGAAAAUGGUAUUUCUAUGUAAACUCAGUGAUAUGUUUGAUUUUGCUGAGAAUAAAUGAUUUUAAAUAAAUAA